Ixodes scapularis (black-legged tick) is the source of this 891-nucleotide messenger RNA. RefSeq lists its product as uncharacterized. The coding region runs from base 1 to 891 and encodes 296 amino acids. The record is from RefSeq and is a predicted model, not a curated record. Lineage: Eukaryota; Metazoa; Arthropoda; Arachnida; Ixodida; Ixodidae. The transcript has 4 exons.
AUGCCCCUUCUUUUCGUGAUACAACAGAUGAUGCUGCUGUGCACCGCAUGUCCCAUUCCUCACGGCCCGAAGCAGCUUUCACUUGCAAGGCCAAACCAAGCGCAAACGUUGCUACCGCACGUCAGCAUCGGCGUAUUGCACGGACAUCAAGCAGCAACCAUGACUCAAGGCCAGAAGGGUACAAGAGCACGGCCCGAAGCAGCUUUCGUCAGUGGGCACGGCAACCGUCCGAGCGACAAGUCAUCUAACAUGCCCCUUCUUUUCGUGAUACAACAGGUUAGUGAAGGCGAUUGCAUGUGUUUCAAAUCUGACAACCGAUGUAUUAUUGUUCUGCCGUGCCCACGAGUGUUUUUUGCCUGUGCCUUGCAGUGUCGGGAUAAUUUAUUCUUGCUUCUUUCUGGGGACGUCGAGCUAAAUCCGGGCCCGGAUACAACACUAGAAAAAAUGAUUAAACAAGUUCUUGAAAAUCAAAAGCAAAUGAGUAGUGAAAUUAAAGAAGUGAAGGAAAACCAGGUUACGUCCCAACAAAGACAGGACGAAAUGGCUGCAAAGAUUACCCGCCUUGAAACGGCUCUAGACGCCCUCCAGAAGAGCAAUCAAGAUAUUGUUCAGCUACGGGGAACAGUUCAAAAGUUAGAAGAACUAGUUCACAUACAACAGACUAAAAUAACAGAUCUUGAAGAUAGGACAGGGGACGCCAUUUCUGCCUUCUCCGCCUCAACCUUGGGAGCUGCCCUAGUUCCAAUCGUCGAUGCCAAGGCCGGUCUCGCCCCACACGGCCAGCAGUCUCAGCAGUUCCUGUCACAGAGCUCUAAACGCGAUCUUUUCGAACGUCAGCACUGUCUCGAACAUCCACAGACGCGGCAAGAGAUCGCAUCUAGCAUCGCCUGA